UCAAAUCCCCGCCCACUUAGCUUUACAGCCAUCAUUUUGUGCACAACAAUGGCGGCUUCUUCUUGCAUGCUCAGAUCCUCUUUCCUCUCUCAUUGUCCUCAACUUCAUCAUCAAUCAAAUACUCCUAAAUCCAAUAAUAACUUCUUCAAUCCAAUUAAAGCUACAGCAUCUACAAAUGACGCAAUUACCCCUUCUCCUCAACCCCAGAAACACCGCCGCCACGCUGAUGAGAACAUCCGUGAAGAGGCGGCGCGCCGCAACAGCUCCUCCCACAAUUUCUCUGCCAGGUAUGUGCCUUUUAAUCCUGAUCCCAGCUCUGAUGAAUGGUAUUCUCUAGAUGAAAUUGUGUAUCGAAGCCGCUCCGGUGGAUUACUUGAUGUUCAGCAUGAUAUGAAUGCGUUAAAGAAGUUUGAUGGCCAGUAUUGGCGCAACCUGUUUGAUUCUCGUGUUGGUAAGACCACUUGGCCUUAUGGAUCAGGUGUUUGGUCUAAGAAGGAAUGGGUCCUACCUGAAAUUGAUAGUGAUGAUAUUGUUAGUGCUUUUGAAGGAAACUCUAAUCUGUUUUGGGCUGAGCGUUUUGGCAAACAGUUCCUAGGCAUGACUGAUUUGUGGGUUAAACACUGUGGAAUCAGCCAUACUGGUAGCUUUAAGGAUCUUGGCAUGACUGUUUUGGUGAGUCAAGUAAAUCGGUUGCGGAAAAUGCAUAAACCGGUUGUUGGCGUUGGCUGUGCUUCCACCGGAGACACGUCAGCUGCGUUGUCUGCUUACUGUGCAUCUGCAGGCAUUCCAUCGAUCGUAUUUCUACCUGCAAAUAAGAUAUCCAUGGCGCAAUUGGUUCAACCAAUAGCAAAUGGGGCUUUUGUGUUGAGUAUCGACACUGAUUUUGAUGGUUGUAUGCAGUUGAUUCGCGAAGUCACUGCUGAGUUGCCUAUUUACUUGGCUAAUUCAUUGAAUAGUUUGAGGUUGGAAGGGCAAAAAACUGCAGCAAUCGAGAUUUUGCAGCAGUUUGAUUGGGAAGUCCCGGAGUGGGUGAUAGUUCCUGGUGGGAACUUGGGCAACAUAUAUGCAUUUUAUAAAGGUUUUCAGAUGUGCAAAGAGUUGGGGCUCGUGGAUCGCAUCCCUAGGCUCGUUUGUGCUCAAGCUGCCAACGCUAAUCCGCUUUACUUGCAUUACAAAUCCGGUUGGAAAGACUUCAAAGCUGUGAAGGCGAACACAACAUUUGCAUCUGCCAUACAGAUUGGUGACCCAGUGUCUAUAGACAGAGCUGUUUUUGCCCUGCAGAACUGCAACGGAAUAGUGGAGGAGGCAACAGAAGAGGAGUUGAUGGAUGCUAUGGCCCAAGCGGACUCGACUGGGAUGUUCAUUUGCCCACAUACUGGUGUGGCAUUGACUGCGUUGUUCAAAUUGAGAAACAGUGGAGUCAUUAAGCCCACUGAUAGGACAGUGGUUGUGAGUACAGCUCAUGGAUUGAAGUUUACUCAAUCCAAGAUUGAUUACCACUCUAAGGAAAUAAAGGACAUGGAAUGUCGGUUUGCUAACCCACCUAUGGAAGUGAAAGCAGAUUUUGGAUCAGUUAUGGAUGUUCUGAAGAGCUAUUUGUUGAGCAAAAAUUCCAAGCAAUGAUUCGUUCUCAGUUUUUUAUCAUAGUAAGUUUGUACUAUGUACUCCUUUUGUCAGCAUUUGGUUCUUUAUCGUCAUUAAUUUGCCUUAUAGAAAUCACCAGAUGGUAAUUUGUUUGUUCGCCGAGUUGGGGAGAGAGGCUCUAAUUUCUUUCGGGUGAAUUCGAGAAAUUUUAUGGAACUUUAUUUUUGUAUAACAUUCUGCUUAUUAUUUGCAUUGCUUUUGAGCUUCAUAAUGGAAACUGUCUUAAUUCGA
Lycium ferocissimum is the source of this 1875-nucleotide messenger RNA. RefSeq names its product threonine synthase, chloroplastic. Lineage: Eukaryota; Viridiplantae; Streptophyta; Magnoliopsida; Solanales; Solanaceae. Gene Ontology annotation, molecular function: threonine synthase activity; pyridoxal phosphate binding. Bases 49 to 1623 code for a protein of 524 amino acids. Gene Ontology annotation, biological process: L-cysteine biosynthetic process. The transcript is spliced from 2 exons. Gene Ontology annotation, cellular component: cytoplasm. The record is from RefSeq and is a predicted model, not a curated record.